UUUCCUUUUUUCAUCUCUGUCCUCACUGAUUCGUUUUGGGUUUCCAUCAAUAUUUAUCAGUGGGCUUGGUGUUAGUCAAAAACCACCAAUUUUUCUUUCCUUUUUUUCCCGUAUAUCAGAAUGAAAUGUUGUUGUCCAUUUUAGGGGAAGGCGUUAUGCUGAACUGAACUGUGCGAGGGGAAUGAAAAUUAAUUUAUGGGUUUUCUUCCUCUAUUUUUGGCUCUCUUUCAUGAGGGUACAGAUUCUCUUUUUUCUCUCGGAGUGUUUGGAUUGUUUCAUUCCAUUUAACUAUUUUUGCAGCAUAUUCCGAGUGUUAUAGUUGAAAGUGUGGUAGAUUAGAGAAGCAGGAAUGGCUCAGACAUCUGGAUGCAGCUCUGGAGAUAGUAGAUGGUCUCUCAAGGGAAUGACUGCUCUCGUAACUGGUGGAACUAAAGGAAUUGGGCAUGCAAUUGUGGAAGAACUGGCUGGACUGGGAGCAACCAUACACACAUGUUCUAGAAAAGAAACCGAGCUCAAUGAAUGCUUGAAGGAUUGGAAAGCUAAAGGUUUUGGAGUGAGUGGUUCAGUGUGUGAUGUAUCCUCUCGGGCCCAAAGGGAGAAGCUAAUGCAGACUAUCUCUUCUGUGUUCAAUGGGAAGUUGAAUAUCCUUAUCAACAAUGCUGCUAUAAGUAUUCAGAAACCAACAGUAGAGGUCACGGCAGAAGAGUUCUCAACAAUCAUGGCCACAAAUUUUGAAUCUGUGUAUCAUCUGUCCCAAAUCGCACACCCCCUUUUAAAGGCAUCAGGAGCCGGAAGCAUUGUAUUCAUCUCCUCUGUUUCCGGCAUAGUGGCACACAAGAAUAUCUCUGCUUAUUCAGUAACCAAAGGAGCAAUGAAUCAACUUACAAAGAAUUUGGCAUGCGAGUGGGCGAAAGACAAUAUUAGAAGUAAUGCUGUAGCUCCUUGGUACAUCAAAACUCCAAUGGUGGAGCAGAUGCUCACUAACCAAGCCUUUCUGGAAGAGGUGAUAAAUCGAGCUCCACUUCGUCGUGUGGGAGAUCCAAAGGAGGUGUCAUCUUUGGUAGCAUUCCUCUGCCUACCGGCAUCAUCUUACAUUACCGGACAGAUUAUUUGUGUUGAUGGUGGCAUGACUGUUAAUGGUUUUGAGUCAAACCUGCUCUAGGAACAUCAUAUGUGAUGGUAUUAUAGCCCUAAUUUGGCUGGCAUGUAUGGAGACUCUUUCAAACAUCUUAGCUUCCUCUACUGCUUCCAUGCCUGGAUCCUUUCUUUUUCCUGAAUAAUCUGCUUGUCAUGCCAAGUCUUUAGUUUUUUUGGUGUGGGGUUCCCUUGAAAACCUUGCUGCAUGAUGCUUAUAAUAGUGUUUGGAAAGUUUGCUAAUUUUUA
Messenger RNA from Vitis riparia (riverbank grape), 1383 nucleotides. Its product is annotated as tropinone reductase homolog At5g06060-like. Gene Ontology annotation, molecular function: oxidoreductase activity. The record is from RefSeq and is a predicted model, not a curated record. NCBI's taxonomy places the organism in Eukaryota, Viridiplantae, Streptophyta, Magnoliopsida, Vitales, Vitaceae. The transcript is spliced from 6 exons. The coding region runs from base 350 to 1162 and encodes 270 amino acids.